Messenger RNA from Herpailurus yagouaroundi (jaguarundi), 5271 nucleotides. It is a transcript of the gene TBC1D1, whose product is annotated as TBC1 domain family member 1. The record is from RefSeq and is a predicted model, not a curated record. The coding region runs from base 101 to 3559 and encodes 1152 amino acids. The transcript is spliced from 21 exons. Lineage: Eukaryota; Metazoa; Chordata; Mammalia; Carnivora; Felidae.
CCCGCCGUGCCCUGAGCCCGCCCCCGGCUGUCCGCCGUCCCACGGGCCGGCGGCGGGAGUGAGCGGGAGCGACGGGCGAGGAGCCGCCUCCCGGCCCGCGAUGUCACCAUUGUUCAGCUGGGUGGCCAAGGUGCCUGAGAUCAUCAGCUCCAUCCGACAGGCCGGGAAGAUUGCCCGCCAGGAGGAGCUGCAUUGCCCGUCUGAGUUCGAUGAGACGUUUGCCAAGAAGUUUGAGGUGCUCUUCUGUGGCCGGGUGACAGUGGCUCACAAGAAGGCCCCUCCGGCCCUGAUCGACGAGUGCAUCGAGAAGUUCAAUCAUGUCAGCUGCAGCAGGAAAGCCGAAUUUGACUUGGUCUCCCAGGAUUCUGAAACCCCAAAUCCUGUGGGAGGGCUUUCCUUCACGGAUAAGUUCCGGUCUGUGCUCCAGCCGGUGGGGAAUGGGGAGCAGGGCGGGAGGCCCAUGCGCAAAUCCUUCUCCCAGCCCGGCCUGCGCUCUUUGGCCUUUAAGAAGGAAUUUCAAGAUGGAAGCCUUCGGAGUAGUAGUCUCUUCAGGUCCUUUGAGGAAAACGACAUUGAGAACCACCUAAUUAGCGGGCACAAUAUUGUGCAGCCGACAGAUAUUGAGGAAAAUCGAACUAUGCUCUUCACGAUUGGCCAGUCUGAAGUUUACCUCAUCAGUCCUGACACCAAAAAAAUAGCAUUGGAGAAAAACUUUAAGGAAAUAUCCUUUUGCUCUCAGGGUAUUAGACACGUGGACCAUUUCGGGUUUAUCUGCCGAGAGGCUUCAGGGGGCGGAGGCUUUCAUUUCGUCUGUUACGUGUUUCAGUGCACAAAUGAGGCUCUGGUUGAUGAGAUUAUGAUGACCCUGAAGCAGGCUUUCACUGUGGCUGCGGUGCAGCAGACGGCUAAAACACCUGCCCAGCUGUGUGAGGGCUGCCCCUUGCAGGGCCUGCACAAGCUGUGUGAGCGGAUAGAGGGAAUGAAUUCUUCCAAAACCAAACUAGAACUCCAGAAACACCUGACGAUGUUGACUAAUCAGGAGCAAGCAACUAUUUUUGAGGAGGUUCAGAAAUUGCGACCAAGGAAUGAGCAGCGAGAGAAUGAAUUGAUUAUUUCUUUCCUGAGGUGUUUAUAUGAAGAGAAACAAAAAGUUCACACCCAUGUUGGGGAGAUAAAGCAGACAUCACAGAUUGCAGCAGAGAAUAUUGGAAGUGAGUUACCACCUAGUGCCACUCGACUGAGGCUGGAUAUGCUGAAAAACAAAGCAAAGAGAUCUUUAACAGAGUCUUUAGAAAGUAUUUUGUCCCGGGGUAAUAAAGCCAGAGGCCUACAGGAACAUUCUGCCAGUCUGGAUCUGGACAGCUCCUUGUCUAGCACAUUAAGUAACACCAGCAAAGAGCCAUCUGGGUGUGACAGAGAGGCCGUGCCCACCUCUGACAGCUCCUUCAGGCUCCUCGGCUCCUCGGAUGACCUGUCCAGUGACUCGGAGAGCCGGCCCGCUGAAGAGCCUGCCCCACUGACGCCCCAGCAGGGCUUCAGAAGGCGGGCGAACACCCUGAGUCACUUCCCUGUGCAAUGCGAGGAGCCUCCAGAACCGGCACAGGGGUCUCCAGGGGUCGCCCAGAGGAAACUUAUGAGGUAUCACUCAGUGAGCACAGAGACGCCUCAUGAACGAAAUGUGAAUCAUCCAUCCGUUGGCGAGUCUAAAAGUUGCUCAGGUCAGUCUUCAGCUCCUGCUCCUCCACCUCGUCUUAACCCCUCUGCCUCCUCGCCAAAUUUUUUUAAGUACCUAAAGCAUAGCUCGAGCGGAGAACAAAGUGGGAAUGCUGUGCCAAAGAGCAUCUCCUACCGUAAUGCCCUGCGGAAAAAACUUCGUUCUUCUUCCUCUGUGCCAAACUUUCUAAAAUUUCUGGCUCCUGUAGAUGAAAAUAACACCUCUGAUUUUAUGAGCACAAAAAGGGACUUUGACUCCGAAGCUAACCACCUAGGCGAUGUCCGCGGGACCCCCGUGAAGACGCGGAGACACUCCUGGCGGCAGCAGAUAUUCCUCCGAGUGGCGACUCCACAGAAAGCGUGCGAUUCUCCCAGCAGAUACGAAGAUUACUCUGAGCUGGGAGAGCUACCGCCACGAUCUCCUUUAGAACCGGUUUGUGAAGAUGGGCCCGCUGGCCCUGUCCCAGAGGAGAGGAAAAGGACAUCUCGAGAGCUUCGAGAGUUAUGGCAAAAGGCUAUUCUACAGCAGAUCCUGCUGCUCAGAAUGGAGAAGGAAAAUCAGAAGCUGCAAGCCUCUGAAAGCGAUUUGCUGAACAAGCGCCUAAAGCUUGAUUAUGAAGAAAUCACUCCUUGUCUUAAAGAAGUGACCACAGUGUGGGAAAAGAUGCUUAGCACUCCAGGAAGAUCAAAAAUUAAGUUUGACAUGGAAAAAAUGCAUUCGGCUGUUGGGCAAGGUGUGCCACGUCAUCACCGGGGGGAGAUCUGGAAAUUCCUAGCAGAGCAGCACCACCUCAAACACCAGUUUCCCAGUAAGCAGCAGCCAAAGGACACGCCAUACAAAGAACUCUUGAAACGGCUCACCUCCCAACAGCACGCGAUUCUUAUUGACCUCGGGCGAACCUUUCCAACACAUCCGUACUUCUCGGCGCAGCUGGGGGCGGGCCAGCUCUCACUUUACAACAUUCUGAAGGCCUACUCGCUUCUCGACCAGGAAGUGGGGUACUGCCAGGGUCUCAGCUUUGUAGCGGGCAUCUUGCUGCUUCACAUGGGUGAGGAAGAGGCAUUUCACAUGCUCAAGUUCCUGAUGUUUGAAAUGGGACUGCGGAAACAGUACCGGCCGGACAUGAUUAUUUUACAGAUCCAGAUGUACCAGCUCUCGAGGCUUCUUCACGAUUACCACAGAGACCUCUACAAUCACCUCGAGGAGCAUGAGAUCGGCCCGAGCCUCUAUGCCGCCCCCUGGUUUCUCACCGUGUUUGCCUCACAGUUCCCUCUGGGAUUUGUAGCCAGAGUCUUCGAUAUGAUCUUUCUUCAGGGAUCAGAGGUCAUAUUUAAAGUGGCAUUAAGUCUGUUGGGAAGCCAUAAGCCCUUGAUUCUGCAACAUGAAAACCUAGAAACCAUAGUUGACUUUAUAAAAAACACCCUUCCCAACCUGGGCUUGGUGCAAAUGGAAAAGACCAUCAGUCAGGUGUUUGAGAUGGAUAUCUCUAAGCAGUUACAAGCCUAUGAGGUCGAGUACCAUGUGCUUCAAGAAGAACUUAUCGAUUCCUCUCCUCUCAGUGACAACCAAAGAAUGGACAAAUUAGAGAAGACCAACAGCAGCUUGCGCAAACAGAACCUUGACCUACUGGAGCAACUGCAGGUGGCAAACAGUAGGAUCCAGAGCCUGGAGGCCACCGUUGAGAAGCUUCUGAGCAGCGAAAGCAAGCUGAAGCAGGCCACCCUCGCCCUGGAGCUGGAGCGGGCUGCCCUGCUGCAGGUGGUGGGGGAGCUUCGGAGGCAGACGGCGGCAGAGCCGAGCGGCCCGGAGCCUGACCUCGCACGGCCCGGGCCCACCGGGGACUGACCGCACAGGAGAUGGCUCCCAAGGAGACACUCUGGCCCUGCCCCAACACUGUCCAGGCCUUAACUGAGAGGGACGGAAGAUGCUGGAGGGAGAGAACGAGGCACGACGUGUGCUUCUCAGGGAGGAGACUGGCUUGCCAGCCUGCAGACUGGCCUGAACUAAAACUUGCAAGUCAUGGGGAUGGAUGUCCCGGUGUUUCUGUUGUCGUUUAGGUUGUAUUUCGUCCUUCUCCAGUCCUGAUUACUGUACCCGGUAGGUUUAGAUGGCAUGGACGUGAAUAAAUGCACCUUUCUGUUUCUGUGUUGUUUCCUCUUUCAGUAUCACUGUGCUUGCAGAGAGCAUUUAGUGCUGUGAAGUUCACGAGCCGGAAGGAAGGGCUGGAGAGGAGUCCUCUGACACAGAUGUGGGCCCGUCGCUCUUCCACAGCAGGUUCGUGGGCCUGCAGCCUCCACGUCACCGGCGGGCUGUGUGGCUCGCCCUUGUCUGUCCUGGCUAUGGAAGCCCCAGAUAACCAUUAGGACAUCUUGAAUUUAUCACUGUCCUUGGUAUUUAAUGAAGUUUGCCUUUUAAAAAAAUUAGUUUUCACUUUUUGCUUCGUUCUUAAGUAUCAAGUCACUAUAGAUAAAUGUUUUAUGGGCAGAUCACCAGUUUUUAGGCUCAAACCAAGUGUUACUAGCGAGCGGCCUUCAUUUGUAGACUCUGAGAUGUUUAUUUCUUUGCGGGUUUUCAUCGCCAUUUAUAGCCGUGUAUUUAUUUUUGCUGUUGUAUGAUACAGUGCAGCUGUGUGUCCCUCUGAGUCUCCACCCUUGGGAAUCGUAUACCCUGCAGGAGUAGCUGGGCACGUCGGGAUUUUCAUGGGUGCCAGAGAUUCUGGGACUUUCAAAAAAGCAAUCAGCCCAAAAUUGUAAUCAAAUACAUGGCAGCUGAGAGAAGUUUUCCAGAGGUAGGAGGUGUGUUUUUUUAAUUUUUUUUGUUUAAUGUUUUCAUUUAUUUUUGAGACAGAGCAUGAGCAGGGGAGGGGCAGAGAGAGAGGGAGACACAGAACCUGGACGCUUAACUGACUGAGCCACCCAGGCACCCCAGAGGUGUGUUUUGAAUGUAACUCACAGUCCCUUCCCUCGGGAUGAUGAGGGCCCUGUGCCUUCAACAAGCAGAGACCGCUCACGGUUGGCGUGGCUUCGUCUGGUCACCGUGCGAGGCCUCUUCACAAGUGCUCUCAGAACGGGCUGUCAGGUGAGAGAGGAGCUCUGUGGGCACAUAUCCCUUUGUGAGGGCAGGGUCACUCUGGUCUUUGGCAUCAUAGCCCUUCUACCCCUUCUAGUCCACAGAGGCUUCUAGUGACUCUCUCAGUGGUAGGCGUCUCUUUAAGCCUGAGGUGAAAGGAAGGAUUUUCAUAUUGGAGAUCAUCGUAGAUCUCCCCAGACAUCUCAAAGGGUGACAGACAUGCUGUCCCCAGUGCCUAACAGUUGGCUGACACUGGGGACUGUCCUGUUCCCGUAUCAAGGGAUAGCAGUUCUCCUCACAAACCAAGAUGACCAGCCCAGGAGCCUCUGUCCCAAGUCAUUCCACCAGAUAGAACUUCGAGGAGUUAACAUUUGAGGGCUUCUUUCCACAUAUUUUAUUGUUCAAAUAUUUAAUAAUGUUGAAUUUUGGACGUCCUAUUCCUCAAAAACAUGGACUCUGCAUUCAAUAAGAAACAAGACAACAAUAAA